UGAGAGACAAUGGGAAGAAAAAACCAAUGGCGGGUGUACUUCCUUGUUCAUCAUCAACUCUCUCUCUACUAACUCCACUCAAUUUCCAUUCUCAAGAGCAAUGCAGAGCUUUGUAUUCUCAAUCUUUAAGCACCCAAAGGUGUGGCCUUUUUGUUUGUGCUGCCAAGAAGAAAGUUAGUUUCACAGACCAAAUUCUUGAUUACAUUGAGGGGGGUCCUAAGUUGAGGAAAUGGUAUGGGGCACCUGAACUUUUACCUAAGGAUGGGUCUGUUGCUGAAGAUGAGGACGAAUUAUCAGAAGGAGAUGAAACCAGGGAUGCUGUUUUGGUAACUGACGGAGAUAGCGAGAUGGGGCAGAUGGUAAUAUUGUCAUUGAUUGUCAAAAGAGCUAGAGUAAAAGCAUUGGUGAAGGAUAAGCGGGCUGCACUUGAAGCAUUUGGAACUUAUGUUGAGUCAUUGACUGGAGAUUCAAGGGACAAGCCAUUCCUAAGGAGAGUGCUGAGAGGAGUUUCCACAGUAAUAUGCCCAAAUGAAGGUUUCUUAUCUACUGUUGGGAGCUUGAAAGGGGUAAACCAUGUCAUUCUCUUAUCUCAGUUGUCUGUUUACAAAGGUGCCGGUGGCAUUCAAGCUCUCAUGAAAAGCAAUGCAAGAAAAUUAGCCGAAGAAGAUGAGUCAAUACUGAUGGCCUCAGGAAUCCCUUACACCAUCAUCAGGGCUGGCUCGUUACAAAAUUCUCCAGGUGGAACUCAGGGCUUUAGCUUUGAAAAGGGAACUGCAGCAAAAGGAACUCUUAGCAAAGAGGAUGCGGCCUUUAUUUGUGUGGAAGCAGUUGAUGCAGUCCCCAAGGAAAGAUUCAUAUUUGAGGUGGUGAAUGGAGAUGACAAGGUUUCAGAUUGGAAAGAAUGUUUGAAUAGACUAAUGGAGAAAUCUUAACAGCAACUUCAGUAAUCAUUGGUAUAUUACAUCCUUCUUUCUGUAAGUGUUUAUGUGGGUGUCUUUGAAUAAUGGAACAGUUAUCAUGAAGGAAAAUAAAAGGGGGUACAAGUUUUGUUUGUUCGUAAAA
Molecule: messenger RNA, 1062 nt
Organism: Rosa chinensis
Lineage: Eukaryota; Viridiplantae; Streptophyta; Magnoliopsida; Rosales; Rosaceae
Exons: 9
Coding region: 27-932 (301 amino acids)
Cellular component (GO): chloroplast
Source: RefSeq, a predicted model, not a curated record